Molecule: messenger RNA, 1803 nt
Organism: Talaromyces proteolyticus
Lineage: Eukaryota; Fungi; Ascomycota; Eurotiomycetes; Eurotiales; Trichocomaceae
Product: auxin efflux transporter family protein
Exons: 4
Coding region: 1-1803 (600 amino acids)
Biological process (GO): transmembrane transport
Cellular component (GO): endoplasmic reticulum; membrane
Source: RefSeq, a predicted model, not a curated record
AUGGCCAUCUUCACCUCGCCCACCGCAUUCCACUCGCUCAAGGGCCUGCAAGCCCGUUACCUGUUGCCUGAUGGGCACUCGCCGCAGCUGGUCGCUGGCUUUGGCGCCCACUCCAGCCAUCCCAGCUUUUUCCAUCUCAUCCUGCUGGUCUUCGAGGCCGUGCUGGAGGUGAUCUGUGUCAGUUUACCAGGAUACAUCGCUGCAAGACAGGGCAUGUUCGAUGCCGACGCCCAGAAGCUCGUCGCCAACUUGAACGUCACCCUCUUUACGCCAUGUCUAGUCUUUACGAAGCUAGCCUCGCAGCUCACUGCAGAGAAGCUCACAGACCUCGCCAUUAUUCCCAUCAUUUUCAUUGUCACGACCGGCAUCUCCUACCUCUGUUCCUCCAUCGUCUCGCGACUAUUUCGCUUAAAAAAACGACAGACUAAUUUCGUCACAGCCAUGGCGGUGUUUGGUAACUCGAACUCCCUCCCCAUAUCCCUCGUCAUGUCUCUGUCGCAAACCCUUCAGGGCCUACACUGGAAGCGUGUUCCCAACGACAAUGACGAUGAAGUUGCUGCGCGGGGUAUUUUAUAUCUACUUAUCUUCCAACAAUUGGGACAAUUGGUUCGAUGGAGCUGGGGUUAUCAUGUCUUAUUGGCUCCGAAGGAACGAUAUGUCGAGGAGGGCGAUGCACAUUCAAUCAGAAGUGGUCAACAACACUAUACGGACAAUCCACUACAGACAGACCCAGACGAGCCCUUAGUCCGGACCAGAUCGUCGAUUGAAAACGGACUCACGGUGACGGCAUCUCACUCGACCUAUUUCGAAUCUGGUUCCCAGACUCCAGUCAACGACGGUGCCUUGUCCUAUACCAAGCUCUCAGGCUUGGGUGGUAAACGCUCGGGCCCUCAGAGCGAUGAAGACCGUGAUGCUGAGGACGAUAGCGAUGCCGAUAACUCAGAUGCAGACGCUCCUUUAUCCAUCAUCGGACCGCCACCCAAUGGGCCAUUCCUCCCUCGUCAAAAUUCCACUGGUAACAUCCUCACUUUCCCUGAUAUAGAAGUUCGACGAGGUGACGGGCCGGCAGCGACUGGUGUGAAGGGAGUCUAUUACCGAUAUAAGCGAUCUAUGGGCAAAUGGUAUGCAGGUUUUUCAAAGUCCCUCGAUAACAGGAGGAACAAAAUCUACGAGUCGCUUCCAUCUUCACUUCAAACGGGACUCACAAAGUCGGCCUCCUGGACCGGGAUCUUCUUCCGCGGACUAUGGGACUUCAUGAACCCACCCUUGUGGGCCAUGCUUGCCGCAAUCAUCGUCGCCUCCAUCCCGUCUCUGCAACACCUUUUCUUCGACGAGGGCACUUUUGUCCGCAACUCCAUCACCCGCGCCAUUGAUCAAAACGGCCAAGUCGCCGUACCACUGAUCCUGGUUGUUCUCGGUGCCAACCUGGCCCGCAACACUCUCCCAGAAGAAGCCAAGGACGAUGACUGCGAUGCAAAAGGGGAGCGCAACCUGAUCAUCGCCUCCCUCAUAGCGCGAAUGCUACUACCAACACUUAUCAUGGCCCCUUUGCUAGCCUUGCUCGCCAAGUACGCUCCAAUCAGUAUCCUCGACGACCCGAUCUUCAUCAUCGUCUGCUUUCUACUCGCAGGCGCACCGUCGGCUCUUCAACUAGCUCAGAUCUGCCAGAUCAACAACGUGUUUAUGGGAGCCAUGUCCAAGCUACUGUUCCAAAGCUACGUUGUCUGGAUCCUCCCCUCCACUUUGAUUCUCGUAAUGUGUGCCCUCGAAGUUGUUGAAUGGGCUACGGCUAUAAAUACCUAA